Molecule: messenger RNA, 1004 nt
Organism: Amoebophrya sp. A120
Lineage: Eukaryota; Dinophyceae; Syndiniales; Amoebophryaceae
Source: the annotation of a GenBank genome assembly
GUUGUUUCGUUUCGACGUCCUGUUUCUCAAGCAGUAUCUUCUUUCUAGAUUCUUCUCUGUUUUUGCAGUCACCAUCACCGAAUACAAAUUUGAAGUUAUCAGCAAUCGGAGCCUGAAAAAGCUAGUUGCGAGACAAGAUCUCACUACGCGUAAGUCCGGCAAACGCGUUGCGCGCGACGAUGGUUCGUUUUCUUCGGGGCUCCGUGGCGCUUUGAUUGUCUCCAGCCAGGAAGAGUCCGCUGCCUCGCCGCGUUUCCCCGUAGGGACAUCGAGGCUGCGAAGCCGUCAACGGUAUCAAGUGCAACUGUGUGCGUCUGUGCCCUCUGCUGGAAGGAAAUAAGCCCAGCGCGUAGCUUAUGCAGUUUUUGCAUCUGCAAGACGGUCGUUCUUAAUGCGUACAGAGCUUGACAGUCUGAGUGUGCAUUGCAAGUGCCCACCUCAGCAAACACAGCCAGCGCGUUGUAUAUAUUUCUCAGCUGACAAUCAUGCAACAGCAGCACAGAUUUUUGUCUGUUCCAGAAUGCGCAUGAUUGAAGACUUGCAUCUUUCCAGAUCCAGACACAUUUGCACUGGAUAGGCUGUCAAGUUCCUGCAGAAUCUCGCGCCGCUUUUCGCCCCGGCUACGUAUGGCGCUCUCAAGCGUUGCACUGUUUGCCGUCACAUGCUCUGUCAUGCAAAAUUGCCAACAGCUUCAGUGUCAGUCACCACGCGGCAGCCUUUAGUCUGUGCCGAGUUUGUAAUGCGAGACGCGUAAGCCCCCCCCCCGUUCGUUGUUUUUGCUACUCCCGCAUUCCAAAUUCAUGUGUGUGGCAACUCAUGCUAACGACAAGCAAUGUAAGCGCUUGCGGGCUCCAUACUGCAGAGCGUUCGGACCACACUGAGUGCACUUCCAUGGCCACGCAUUACAUUGCGCCUACGUAUUAUAUUGCGCCUACAUGGCGGAGUACGUCGCCCACGCAGGAGCCGGGGCAAUGGGGCAAUGGCUGCCGCCACGCCCUCCCCCC